Ruditapes philippinarum (Manila clam) is the source of this 5626-nucleotide messenger RNA. RefSeq names its product ubiquitin-conjugating enzyme E2 E1-like. Gene Ontology annotation, cellular component: nucleus. The transcript has 5 exons. Gene Ontology annotation, molecular function: ubiquitin conjugating enzyme activity. Gene Ontology annotation, biological process: protein polyubiquitination. Lineage: Eukaryota; Metazoa; Mollusca; Bivalvia; Venerida; Veneridae. Bases 334 to 1020 code for a protein of 228 amino acids. The record is from RefSeq and is a predicted model, not a curated record.
ACCUCCCCCGUUAGAUGAUCGAUAAUUUCAAUCGAGUUAUUUAAUUCACUGAGAGAAGUUUCCUGAUAUCUUCUGCAACUUAUGUACAUAUUACAUCCGGAAAUUUAUCUAACACAUGUGAUUUUUCUGUUUUUAUCCCGGAUUACAAUUAUUUUUUCGGUUAAAAUUUUACUUGUUAACUUUUGGGGAGGAAACAAGAACAGCCAUCAAGAAAAAGUGCACGUCUUUGGUGCAAAUUGGAAAUUUGCGUUAUAUUUGAGACGAAAUCUUAGUGUUAGUUUAAAGUGAAUCAUUUGGAUUUUCACAGACUCGGAAAGUGAUUUUAGGAGCAACAUGUCAACCAGCAAUUCUGGUCGUGGUAAGAAAAGGUCUCGCGCACAGGCAAAUGGAAACGAGGAAGGCGCUGGCCCAUCUGGCUCAUCAGCCCCUAAAACUGCGAAGUCCACCGCAAACAACAAGUUGAUGAGUACAUCCCUUAAAAGGAUUCAGAAAGAACUUGCCGAGAUAACUCUUGACCCACCUCCAAACUGCAGUGCUGGACCAAAGGGAGAUAAUCUGUUUGAAUGGGUAUCAACUAUACUAGGGCCCCCAGGGACCGUGUACGAAGGCGGAGUCUUCUUUCUCGAUAUACAUUUCACCUCAGAGUAUCCCUUCAAACCACCAAAGGUGACGUUUAGAACACGAAUCUACCACUGUAACAUCAACAGCCAAGGAAAUAUUUGCCUAGACAUUCUAAAAGACAAUUGGUCACCGGCUCUGACCAUAUCUAAAGUGCUUCUCUCGAUUUGCUCCCUUUUAACUGACUGUAACCCUGGCGAUCCUCUUGUUGGAAGUAUCGCUACUUUGUACUUACAAAAUCGACAGGAGCAUGAUCGUGUUGCGCGACAGUGGACCAAAAGAUUCGCAACAGGACUUCAAUCUAGUACAAGUAUUAAUGGAAAAGAAAAGGAAUCAAAUACACAAAAUGGAGAUGCUAACGUGUCAGACAAUAACACACCUAGUCCAGCCUCAGUCUCAUAAUAUCUGUGUCAGUGAAAUGCUUGAAUGAAAUAUGGUUUUAAAUCUGGAUCAUUUGGAUGUAUUGAUAAGUGUUUUUAAGUCAGUUUGAAAAAAAAAAUGUUUUAAAUGAUGGAUUUAGUGUGAAUUAUGAUCCACAUGAUGAUAAUUAUUAUGUGGUGUGGUAAUAAAAAAAAGUUGUGCAUGCGUAUAAAAUUUUCAUCGUCAUCAUUUGGGCAUUAAAAGUGCCGGUUAAAAGCUCUGCUUCAGUGAACAUUUUUUGAAAGCAAGUUUACGAGUUUACCAUGUUUUGAAAUCCCACCUUUCAUCUUGUAAAUGUUCUUACACGGCACCAUGAGACUGUUCUACAUGCCGAAAGGAGAAAAUGAAACUUGUGCUUACGAAAAAAUGUGUUUUCUUUCAUUAUUGAAAUGUUUAUAACAGUUAUCUAUAUGGGUACAACUGGAAUAAAUGUAUAUAUAUAUAUUAUUUUUUCGGGUAUGAUUAAUUUGUUUUCAUAUAGUUUGCCAAAUUCUUUUUUAUGCAUUUAUAAUUAUAAUGUACAGAUUCCUAGUGAGGUCACUAGUAAAGAUUUGAGAUAUACUAAAAAGACUAAGGGAUGAAAAUUAAUAUUUAGAUCUUUGCCUUAACUUGCUGAAUUUGUGUAUUGGUUUUGCCCUACUUUGGACUUGGAAUAGUCCGUUUGAAUUUGAGGGGUAUACAAAAUACAAAAAAUUGAGUUCAACCGUUAAAGAGCUUCAGGUCAGGCUGCGAGCAGUUGUAGGCUGGCCUGGUUGUAUUGGUGGCAAGGCUGAUCACUUAGUUUCAGCAGAUUAUGGGUUAAAGUAUCGAAUAUGACAAUGUGUUAUGUGUUUUACUCCCUUUAUCAUUGUUGGACCUUAUUUUUCAAUGGACACUAUUUUACUUCCCCGUUAUAUACAUGUAGGAAGGCAAAAAAAAUAAAAUAUAUUCUUUUUAAAUUGUUAAGUAAGUUUUACUCUGGGCUGUUUUUCUUCUGUUUAUUUCAAUGAGUUAAUAUAAUUUUGAUGUAAAAUUUUUCACAAAAAUAACAUCUUGAUUGUGAUGGUACAGUAUAAAACCCUUUUUUGGAGGGUUUGGAGUCUUUAAAUUUUUUUAUCUGAGAAAUGUAGCCAAGAAUGAAUACAUGAUGAAAGCAGACUAAAACAUUUGCUCCUUUAGGCCAACCUGUUUUUGUCCAGAGUUAUGGCCCUUUUACAAAUUUAUAUGUUUGCCUGUAACACACGCUGAGGUGCCCAUGGCAAAGCAUCAUGGGCAAGUGACGAAACCUUCUGAGCUUUAUUUACAUAGAACAUAAUGAAUAAAAUGAACAUCUAUAGCCAUCUACAGAUUUUGUUAACACUAAGUUUAGAAGUAGGGCAUUUCAUUUACAUGUUCUCAGCUAAUGAUAUUUCCAAUAACCUCGCUAUAUGAAUGGUCUCUUCAUCGUUGCAACAAGGUCCUUCAAGACAGGGUCAUAUUGUAUUUUUGAUUCAAUUUUGAUAUAUGAUGUAGGUUGUAGACUGUAUUCCGAUAGGUAAGGUAUCGGUGUCUCGGCUAUCAAGGGAUGAUGGGUUUGAACCUGUACUUUGGUAACGAGCUCAUUUCCCCAUGUGUCGCUUGGUGACACUAUUUUUGCUAGAAAUGGAUGCGGGCUCCAGAGCAAUUGGAGCAAAUAUUUUUUUUUGGUAAUCAAGUUAUAAAUAGGAUAAUAAUUAAACUAUAGUUAUACAUUUGUACUUCCAAAUUUUUAUGAAAAUUAGCAUGAGCCUGGAGGUGUGCUGCUUUAAAGUGUUUUGUUCAGCAAUUAGUUUUAGUUUUAUUAAAUAUCUCGAGAAUGUGGUUCAAACAUGAUUGUUUCUAAUGGAAUUAAAGAACAUGGUUGCAUCAGGUUUUGUAACAUUAGUCCCCAAACGGUGUGUUUAUUCUCUUAUUCUCUAAACCUGAUUUUUAUGUUGUUAUAGUAACAAAGUUAUUAGCCAAAGAAUAUUACUGUCCAGUUCUUGUUUUUACUGUGUUAAUUGUUGAAUUCAACAUCAUCAUUUUCUUCUUGCCAAUUGUUGUGAUAUGCACGCUGAAAUGGACCAUGGUAAAACAUUAGAAAGAAAUAAAAAGAAAUGCUAAAAAUGUUGUAUAGCAUUAAUGCUUUGUUGUAUAGCAUUAAUGCAUUAAUUACAGUAAAAUCUGUCUGUUUAAAAGGCAGUCUGUGGUAGUGUAGAAAUUUUCUAAACUGACUUUUUGGUUAUAUUCCAAAGUGCAAAUAACAUCUCAUUGCAUGUUGAUUUUUAGCUCAACUAUUCAAGGAAUAGGAAGAGUUAUAAUUGUACACACCAGGCUACGGUGACGCUUUCAGUCUUACACUUUGGUAAAGUUUUUGCAUGCAAGUUGGUAUCUCCGAAAUUAUUAAAGUAAGUGGGUUGAAAACUCACACACUUACUUGAAAGGAAAAUAUAAGGUCACUGUUCAUGGCCCAUAACUCUAACAUGGAUCUGACAGAAUUGUUAUCAUUUUUGAACAUAGAAAAUUCUACAUUAUCCAGGUUUUUGGUUUACUUUCAAUAACUGAGAAUAGUCUAGCAUGCUGUCCUAUUGACAGCUCUUGUUUAAGAUGGUCUUUUAUACAGUUUUGACUGUAAGUUAAAUUCUAUAAUGACUCUUAAGAAAUACUGUUUUGAGCAGUUAUCAAUAAUUAGUGUUUAAUGAUUUUAUAUGGAUUUAUAAGAUAAAUUUUGUUUUAUGUGCCAUUGUUUUAUAAUGUAUGGCAGUUAUUAGGAUUUCAUUUUCAGAGAAAUUUGUGUUACAUUAUGACUGUGUCCAAAAAAUCAGUUUCCACCAUUGUAAAGACUAUUAUAUUGAAUUCAUGGUUAUAUAUUAAAUUCAUGGUUAUGUAUUGAAUUCAUAGUUAUAUAUACUGAUAUAUUUCAGUUUGCUAGAUAUUUUUGAAAAUUGAGUUGUUUGAUAGAUUUCCUUUUUAGAAAAAUGUUGUAUCAGUUUCACUAAACCUGUUAUUUUACGCCUCUGUGGCCGAGGGGUUAGAGUCGAUGACUUCUAAUCCAGUUACCUCUCUGGUGUGGGUUCGAUCCCCAGGAGAUGCUUUGGUAGUUUAGCACGGAGGAAGGUAGUCUAGUACUGGUGUAACUCUCCAGGAAUGAUGGUUAGGAAACUACCCGCCUAUAUGACUGAAAUACUGUUGGGAAAAGGCGUAAAAUGAAACAAACAAACAAAACAAAAUAUAUUGUAAAACUUCAAUAUGAGAAGUAUUCUAAAAAAAUAAGAGUGAAUGCUUCCUUUUGAUCGGGUACAAUAAUUUUGGAUUAGCCAAUCAGAUGUAAAAUAAUUUUCAGACUGGUUUACAAACUUUAUUACAUUUGUCAAACAUGCUACAUGUUAUAUUUUGAUACAUUGUACCUGUCUAUGAUUGUUUAUUAUUUUUCUUGAUUAGAUUUAAAUUUUUGUUUUAAAACAGCCAAUCAGAAGCGAGAACCCAGGGACUGGUUUACUUUUAUUUGAAUUUGUAUAGUUUUCAGAUAUGAAUGAAAUUUUAAAAAAAGUAUUUAAGCCAAAUUAUAAAAGAAUGUCAAUACCUCAAUGCAUUUUUUUGCGUAUCUAUUAUUUACGGUAUAUGCGUCAGUAGACCUUUUGUUCUAAGAUUGUUUUGUUAAUAUUUUGUUUUUCUGAGAUGAAAAAUUAAGACAUUUGCUAAUCAAUACAAGUCUCAUUGGUUCCCCUCUCUAUGGAGUCACAACAAUGGUUAUUAUCCAAUGCAAGGAACCAGAAACUUGAUUAAUUUCAAGAAUUUGAUUUACAUCCAAAGAAGAUUUCAAAGCAAUUUGAAACUAAAAGUAAAUAUAGUUUUAAAUAAGUAGACAAAUAUAGUUUCAAAAAUGUUAAAAGCAUGCUUAUGUGUUCAGAAGUUGUGUGCUCCUGCAUUUUAUUUCCAAGUUUAAACUUCCAAACAAAUUUAGUGAUUUUCAUUAAGAUAGGAAUUAAGGAAUAUAAUACUUUUGUAAUCUUUGAGCAUUAUUAUUUUCUUUAUUUUUGUUCUUUAUUUUGUCCUUUAUUUUUAAUUGCAAUAUUGCUGGACUUGUUUUGGUUUUUGUAAUCAAUUAUCAGUCACUCAUUUACACCAUACAUAGUCAGCUUAUACUUACUUAAGAUCUGUAUCAAAAUAACUUUCUUCAUUAUCAUAACAAUGUUUUCUAACCUUUAUAUAUAAAAGAUUAACUUACCUUGCUAAAACUUUAAAUGUGGUGAGUUUCUGUAAUGGGACAAUCUUUUAGAAAUAGAAAGGGACUUCAUAAUCAAAAUACAAAAAUGGAGCUACCAACAGUAUGGAGUUUUGGUCAAACUGCAUAGAUGUGCAGACUGGCCUGGCUCUAUACUGGUGGCAAAGACAUCACUUUCGGUUCCAGCUGGAUUGAAGAUUAAAUUUAAAUUGAUGAAAAUAUUAAAAAUUCUGGAAAAAAAAAUCUGCCAGUUUUAGAGUUUAGUUAAACUGCUUGUAUAGCACUCAGACUGGCAUGGCUCUAUAGUGAUGACAUAGUCUUGUUAGUACUGUCGCAAAAAUUCAGCGAGUAUAAUGAAAUUAAAAACCUUUUUCAGGGUAAAAAAAA